GGCACACCCGGCCGUCGAGCGGAACCACAGAGACCCACGCGAACCGGAUCCGACGGCAUGGCGUCGCUGCUAGACACGCUGGUGGGCGGCUACGCGUCGCUCUUCUGCCUGAGCGACCAGCAGCGGGGCUCGCCGCAAAUGUCGGCCAAAGUCCACGCGCCGCUGGGGCGCAGGCCGGCGCCGCACAAGAAGCCGGCCAAGCGGUCGAUCGACGACCGCCUGCGCGCGCUCAUCGGCGACAUGAUCGGCGAGGAGGAGCUCGAGCAGCGCCUCACGUUCGGACGCGUGCUGGGCACCGGUGCGACAUCCAAGGUCUACGAAGCCGUGGACACGGCCACGGGCGAGCGCGUGUCUGUCAAGGUGUUCGACAAGGUCGGGAUGGUGGAGGCGCGGCGCUCCAUGGUGGCUGACGGCCAGUAUGUGCCUGAAAAGGCCGUGCACCGCGUGCGACGACGACUGCUGAAGCUCGUGUCCGAGCUCGAGAUCUCCAAGUCGCUGGACCACCCCAACAUCAUCAAGUACCUGGGCGCCUACGAGACGUCGCACCGGAUCUGCAUCGUCCACGAGCUGGUCGAGGGCUCUGACCUGCUGGAGCAUCUGCUGGAGAACGGCAAGAUGCCGGAGGACCAAGCCGCCGGGGUUUUCCGCCAGCUGCUGUCGGCGCUCGAGUACUGCCACGCGCGCAACGUCUUCCACCGGGACUUGAAACUGGAGAAUGUCAUGAUCACUAAAGACUUGAAAGUGAAGCUCAUUGACUUUGGACUGUCUGAAGUGGUGGCCUUCCGUGAGCAGCCGCUCAAGACAGUGUGCGGCACGCCGCUGUACUGCAGCCCAGAGAUCCUUUUCCUCCACACGACAGCUGAAGCUGCUCGCAACGGCUUCCACGGAGGCCCUGCCGACGUGUGGAGCGUGGGUGUGCUCAUAUUUGCGCUCCUGACAGGAUGCGCACCUUUCGAUGACUCGGACUUCCACCGACUGCGCCGAGACGUGUCACGCAACCACAUCAACUACCCUGCGUACAUUUCCGACCAAGCGAAGGGGCUGCUGAAGAAUGUGCUUGUGACAGACGCGCUUAUGCGGCCCACCGUCACCGACUUGCUAUCUUAUGGUUGGUUCCAGGACGCAGUCGAGGAUAGUGCCAGCAACCAGGAAGACGCAGUCACCGCCGACGAAGACUGGCUGUGCACCAAACAGAAAAAUGCCUUCAAGGAGGAAAUUCGGUGCCGCUCGCUGUCUUGUCGCCGAACUAGCGGCUCCGACGGCACGUACAGCUCUAGCGCUAGUCUGGAAGACCAUACGAAGCGCCAUUCUUCGUCGCCCACGCACUACUCUAGCGGAGGUGACACUACAACGGCUUAA
Phytophthora sojae is the source of this 1359-nucleotide messenger RNA. RefSeq lists its product as hypothetical. The coding region runs from base 58 to 1359 and encodes 433 amino acids. Lineage: Eukaryota; Oomycota; Peronosporomycetes; Peronosporales; Peronosporaceae. Gene Ontology annotation, cellular component: cytoplasm. The transcript has 2 exons. Gene Ontology annotation, molecular function: protein serine/threonine kinase activity; ATP binding. The record is from RefSeq and is a predicted model, not a curated record. Gene Ontology annotation, biological process: protein phosphorylation; intracellular signal transduction.